Molecule: messenger RNA, 7147 nt
Organism: Pantherophis guttatus
Lineage: Eukaryota; Metazoa; Chordata; Lepidosauria; Squamata; Colubridae
Gene: ABCB11
Product: ATP binding cassette subfamily B member 11
Biological process (GO): oligopeptide export from mitochondrion
Cellular component (GO): mitochondrial inner membrane
Molecular function (GO): ABC-type oligopeptide transporter activity; ATP binding; ATP hydrolysis activity
Source: RefSeq, a predicted model, not a curated record
UUGAAAAUGAACAGACGUAUUAUUGGUUAAUGCGGCUGCGUUGGAAUAUUUGAUACUUAUUUCUUUUUAUUUUUCAAAACCUCAUUUGGAGUCGAAAGAAACGAAUCAUGCCUGAACCAGUUACUUUAUACAGUAUUAAGAGAAUUGGAGAAGAUAAUUUGGCCUUUGAAUCAAAUGAGUCACAUAAUGACAUCAGCAAAGCAAAGAAUUUUGGUGGGAAGAAUGAAGCCUCUUCAAAGAACAAUGCAAAGGAACACAAGAUACCAGACAAGAAAAAAGAUGAGAUUCGAAUUGGAUUCUUUCAGCUGUUCAGAUUUGCUUCUUCGGCUGAGAUACUGAUGAUGGUUUCAGGGGGUAUCUGUGCCAUUCUUCAUGGAACAGCCCAGCCGGCCAUGCUGAUUGUUUUUGGGAUCAUGACAGACACAUUUAUUCAAUACGACAUUGAAAAACAAGAGCUGAACGACCCAAACAAAGUGUGCAUGAAUAACACAAUAGUUUGGAUUAACAACUCCCAUCAUCAGAAUGUCAGUAACGCAUCAAGUUGUGGGUUGCUGGAUAUCGAAAGUCAAAUGAUCUAUUUUGCAACUUCCUAUGCAGGGACAGGCUUUGCUGUUCUGGUGCUUGGAUACCUCCAAAUCUGCUUGUGGGUAAUGUCAGCUGCUCGUCAGACCCAACAGAUCCGAAAAGCCUAUUUUAGGAAAAUCAUGAGGAUGGACAUCGGCUGGUUUGAUUGUACAUCAGUAGGGGAACUCAAUACACGAAUUUCUGAUGACAUUAAUAAAAUAAAUGAUGCUAUUGCUGAUCAAGUCGCAAUCUUUAUCCAGCGCUUCACCACCUUUGUUUGUGGAUUCCUGCUAGGAUUUGUCAGAGGCUGGAAGUUAACCUUGGUUAUUAUCGCAGUCAGUCCUCUAAUUGGGAUCGGAGCUGGCAUAAUUGGCCUGUCUGUAGCAAAGUUGACGGGUCUAGAGUUAAAAGCUUAUGCAAAAGCUGGGGCCAUCGCUGAUGAAGUGCUCUCAUCGAUCCGAACCGUGGCUGCCUUUGGAGGAGAAAAAAAAGAAGUUGAAAGAUAUGACAAAAACCUGGUGUUUGCUCAAAACUGGGGGAUCAGAAAGGGAAUCAUUAUGGGAUUUUUCACAGGCUACAUUUGGUGCAUCAUUUUCCUGUGCUAUGCGCUGGCCUUCUGGUACGGCUCAAAACUUGUCCUUGAAGAAGAGGAAUACUCUGCUGGCACCCUUUUGCAGGUUUUUCUCGGCGUCCUAGUAGGUGCCUUAAAUCUUGGUCAAGCGGCCCCUUGCUUGGAAGCUUUUGCAACAGGUCGAGGAGCUGCCACAAAUAUAUUUGAGACAAUAGAAGAAAAACCUAGAAUUGACUGUAUGUCAGAAGAUGGCUACAAACUGGACAAAGUCCGAGGUGACAUUGAAUUCCAUAAUGUAACCUUCCAUUACCCAUCCAGGCCUGAUGUUAAGAUUUUAGAUCAACUCAGCAUGAUUAUCAAGCCAGGUGAAACCACAGCCUUUGUUGGCCCAAGCGGAGCAGGGAAAAGUACCACAAUUCAGCUGAUCCAGCGCUUCUAUGACCCUACAGAAGGCAUGGUUACUCUAGAUGGACACGACAUUCGUUCCCUUAACAUUCAGUGGCUGCGUUCUUUGAUGGGGGUGGUGGAGCAAGAACCCGUCCUGUUUGCCACCACUAUAGCAGAAAACAUUUGCUACGGUCGGGAAGAUGCCACUAUGGAAGACAUCGUUAGAGCGGCCAAAGAAGCCAAUGCCUACAGCUUUAUCAUGGAUCUGCCUCUGCAAUUCGACACCCUUGUUGGAGAAGGUGGUGGCCAAAUGAGCGGAGGCCAGAAGCAGCGAAUUGCCAUUGCUCGGGCUUUAGUUCGAAACCCCAAAAUCCUGUUGCUGGACAUGGCUACAUCAGCACUGGACAAUGAAAGCGAGGCUACUGUGCAAAAGACACUUUCCAAGGCUCGUUUUGGGCGCACCGCAAUCUCCAUAGCUCACCGUUUGUCCACAGUAAAAUCUGCUGACAUUAUCAUUGGAUUUGAGCAUGGAAGAGCUGUGGAAAGAGGGAAACAUGAAGAGCUGAUAGAACGGAAAGGAGUGUAUUUCACGCUGGUAACGUUGCAAAGCCAAGGCGACAAGGCACUCAUGGAAAGCUCAAUGCAAAUAUCUGAGCCAAAACCUGAAAAAAUGCAGCCUUUCAGCAGGGGAAGCUAUCAAGCAAGCUUACGAGCAUCUCUUCGACAGCGUUCCAGAUCUCAGUUGUCAAACAUAGUCCCUGACCAUCCAGCGUCAAUUGUAGGAUCCUAUUCAGAGCGCAACUGUAGCAUAUCUCACUAUGAAGAAGAUGGAAGACCAUUUAUGAAGGAACGGAUUCAUGAAAAGGAUGAGGAAGAAGUCGCACCUGCUAACGUGACCAGGAUUUUGAAGUACAACGCUCCUGAAUGGCCCUAUAUGGUGCUUGGAUCCCUUGGGGCAGGGGUCAAUGGGGCAGUCAACCCUCUCUAUGCCUUGCUCUUCAGUCAAAUUCUUGGAACCUUUUCGGUGCCUGAUGAAGAAGAGCAAAGAGCUCAGAUCAACGGUGUCUGCUUGCUCUUUGUGGUUGUUGGAAUCGUAUCGUUCUUCACUCAGUUCUUACAGGGUUAUACGUUUGCAAAGGCCGGAGAAUUGCUUACACGACGCUUAAGGAAAAUUGGCUUCCAGGCGAUGUUAGGCCAAGAAAUUGGCUGGUUUGACGACCAUAGAAACAGCCCAGGGGCCUUGACUACGAGACUAGCAACUGAUGCCUCUCAAGUUCAAGGGGCGACUGGCACACAGAUAGGCAUGAUUGUGAAUUCCUUCACCAAUAUCGGAGUCUCCAUUAUUAUCGCUUUCUACUUCAGCUGGAAACUCAGCUUAGUCAUAACCUGCUUCUUGCCUUUCUUGGCUUUGUCAGGAAUGGUUCAGUCUCGAAUGCUGACAGGCUUUGCAUCUCAGGACAAGAAAGCAAUGGAAGCUACCGGAAGGAUUUCCAACGAAGCCCUUGCAAAUAUUAGGACCAUUGCUGGGAUUGGAAGGGAGAAAACUUUUAUCAAUGUUUAUGAGAAACAGCUAGAAGCCCCCUACAGAGCAGCUAUUAAAAAAGCGAACGUUUACGGCGUUUGUUAUGGCUUUGCACAGUGUGUUUUGUUCAUAGCCAAUUCUGUCUCUUACCUAUACGGAGGAUUUUUAGUCGAAAAGGAAGGACUUCACUACAGCUACGUAUUUAGGGUGAUUUCCUCCAUUGUUACUAGCGGAACUGCUUUGGGAAAAGCGUCCUCUUAUACCCCAAAUUAUGCCAAGGCUAAAAUAGCAGCCGCCCGUUUUUUUCAGCUGGUGGAUCGGAUUCCCCGAAUCAGUGCGUACAGUGACGCCGGAGAAAAAUGGGAUAAUUUCCAUGGAAGAAUUGAAUUUCUCAACUGUAAAUUCACGUAUCCAUCUCGUUCUGAUACCCAAGUGCUAAAAGGCCUCUUGGUGUCUGUGAAAUCCGGGCAGACCCUUGCCUUCGUUGGCAGCAGUGGAUGUGGGAAAAGCACCUGUGUUCAACUUCUGGAGAGGUUUUAUGAUCCUGAUGAAGGAAAAGUGCUGAUAGAUGGCCGUGACACCCGACAAGUAAACAUCCGCUUUCUUAGAUCUAAAAUAGGAAUAGUUUCUCAGGAACCUGUGCUGUUUGACUGUAGCAUUGUCGACAACAUUAAAUACGGUGAUAACAGCAGAGAAAUAUCUAUGGAUGAAGUGAUAACAGCUGCCAAGAAAGCUCAAUUGCAUGAAUUUGUGAUGUCACUCCCCCAACAAUAUGAAACCAAUGUUGGGGCUCAGGGGUCUCUACUGUCUCGAGGGCAAAAGCAGCGCAUUGCCAUCGCACGAGCCAUUGUUCGAGACCCUAAGAUCUUAUUACUGGAUGAAGCCACUUCUGCACUGGAUACAGAAAGUGAACAGACUGUGCAGGCUGCCCUGGACAAAGCUCGAGAAGGCAGGACCUGCAUCGUCAUUGCGCACCGCUUGUCCACCAUUCAGAAUUCAGACAUCAUCGCUGUCAUGUCUCAGGGAGUCAUCAUUGAGAAGGGCACACAUGAAGAACUCAUGGCCCAGGAAGGGGCAUACUAUAAACUGGUCACCACGGGGGCACCCAUUAGCUGAGCUUCUGCACUCCCUGUGGAGAUUGUGUUCAUUUUCUUAAGGGACGUGCUAAAACCAUUAUGAACAUAUCAACCAGCAAAAGAUGACUGUGCUGUGAUAUAGAACGAUGCACCUAUGCUGGCACAACCACUUUAAUCAAGAAAGUGAAGCUCCGAAGGCCAGCUUUUGACUGAGCUGUUCUCUCAAACCAUUAUAUAACAGAAUAACAGAGUUGGAAGGGACCUUGGAGGUCUUCUAGUCCAACCCCCUGCUUAGGCAGGAAACCCUACACCACUUCAGACAAAUGGUUAUCCAACAUCUUCUUAAAAACUUCCAGUGUUGGAGCAUUCACAACUUUUAGAGGCAAGUUGUUUCACUGAUUAAUUGUUCUAACUGUCAAGAAAUUUCUCCUUAGUUCUAAGUUGCAUCUAUCCUUGAUUAGUUUCCACCCAAUGCUUCUUGUCCUGCCCUCAGUUGCUUUGGCGAAUAGCUUGACUCCCUCUUCUUUGUGGCAGCCCCUGAGAUAUUGGAACCACUGCAACUGUUGUGAAGAAAAUGGCAGCCAUCUACUGGAGAAGUGAGAUUAUACAGGAAGAGUGCUCAGGAACCUUUUCAAUCACAAAGUCUCCAUAAGUUAUUUUUAUAUCUAUUUCCAUUGCUCCUGCAUUUGCAAUAUCAAAGAAGCCUAAUGAACUUCGUUGUGGAUCCAGAGGGAGGUUCUGUUCAGCAUUCAAUGCAAAUGGUGGCAUUGAACUAUAUUUCCUACUGCUCCAUCAUCAUCAUCAUCAUCAUCAUCAUCUCGCUCUCAAUGAUUCUGGGUGGUUCACAACAAUCAAAGAAAUGACAAUGAAAUCAAUAAAAAUGAAGAAAAUGAAGAUAAAGGAUGGCAAGAGCGAUGAAGUGAGGGAUCUCUCUCUCCCUUACCAAAGACCUCCCUUACCAAAGAGCCUGGUCCUCCUAGCUUCUAAACAACAGUAGAGUGGGGGACCACCCACAUCUUGGGGGACCCUCGCUCCAGAGGGCAGGUGCUGCAAGAGAGAAGGACGUAUUCACCAUUAUGAUGGGGAAAUACCAGACGCUGAUUCUUACAUCCAUAAAAGAGCAAUAUUGAAACCUGACUCUGCGAAUCUCUAGGGACUCUCUUAUGUAUACAAUUCUGUGUGUAAUGGUUCUCUACGUAGUGUUCAAAGCACUUUGGCCAGAUUACAAAAUACAAUUAUUCUAUUCACUGCCAGUGAGACAAUUAGCCAUUGCAAUUUCCCAAAGGGUCGUCAUUUCUUUUGCAGGAAAAACCCCCGAACUCUUUACAAAAUAAUACAUUUAUUAAUGUAUAUUACUGCCCACUAAUCCAGCACCUACAGUAAGUAGAUUGAAUGCAUCUCGCUUGUUAGAUGAGUGUCCCAUUAAAGGAUAUUUGAUGGAGAAAGCCUGAUCACUGCGUAUAGGACAGAAAGAAACAAUAGCAGGAAAAGAAUAAAAACUCAGAGAAUUAAACAGCAAUGCAGCCCUGCUACUUUUAACGUGCACAGAGAAAUUCAGCGGGAGAUUAAAUCAUGCUUGAGAAAUAGUGUAAGCAGAUGGUAAAGACUGUUACUAAAUCAAGCAGUUGUACUUUAUUGAAUCCCUUUAUCCAAAGCAGCUGAAUCUACUUUGUCAGUGGAUUCCUAAGGGCCUUUCAGAGUCUUGUUGUCUUACAUCCUUAACCAGGAGAUCCUUAUGAACCAGACCAGAAUCAUUUAUAUACAAGAACUUGCAUUCUACUGCCGGAGCUCAUUCCAUAGUGGCCAAAACUUCUUUGUCAAGGUCCCCUUAUCUCAAAACGGGAUGGAACAACUUGCCAUGGCCAACUUGUCACAGGACAAGGCACAGCCGCCAACUCUUCAUGGGACAAUCUGACAAUUCAAUUUAAUUAUUUAAAAUAAUUAAAAGGAUUAUUUUAGUUUUUCUCAUUCACAGUUCAUUUUGUUCCUCUUUUUGCAUCCUUUCUUUAAUGAUUCUGUUCCACUGUUUCUUCAGUAUUAGUGUAAAUCUUGUUCCAUGACAAGUUGUUCCACAGCAAGUCGGCUGUGAUGAGUUGUCCUGUGGCAAAUUGGCCGCAGUGACUUGGCUGCAGCAAGUUGUCCUAAACCCAUCGCAAAGCCAUGCUCCGUGCUAAAGCCUGUACCUGUGUAGACCAGGGAUGGGUUCUACUUACCUUUACUACCAGUUCGCAGCGGGGUCAUGCACGCGCAGAAGCAUUUUGAUGAUGUCGGGGUCGGUGGGCGGAGCCUCCCUCUGGUUUUACUACUGGUUCUAUAGAACCGGUGCAACCGGGGGCAAUCCACCACUGGUGUAGACCCAUAAACCAGAGGGAAACUGGAAAAUCAACAGGGUUGUUUCUGUCAGUGCUGCAGAAAUUGGAAUCUUGUGAAUAAAGGGGAUUGAAAAAGACUGAUAAAGGCAAAUACCCCUUGGAGGUGAGGAAGGUGGCUUGUUCAUGGAGUACCUAAAACAAUAAAAAAUGCAGCAGGUCAAGGUGUGAAGCUCUAACAUUCGGGAGCUGUUUUUAUGAGGACAAAGAAGCAAAGACACAGCCAAGAUCAAGACUGGACCAUCAAGUCACAUUGAUGCUUUUCAGUUGGCCAUUUAUCUAACUGGCUCCAUAAAUACUAAUUUCAGUUUUAAUUUAAGCAGUUACAAUUCCUACCUUUGUAUCCUUCAUCCAGCUAUGAACCUUUUAGCACCUAAUGCUGUUGUUUUUUUUAAAUUCUAGUUUAAUUUUUAAUUUAAGCAGUUACAGUUCCUACCUUUGUAUCCUUCAUCCAGCUAUGAACCUUUUAGCACCUAAUGCUGUUGUUUUGUUUUUUGAUUGUUUCAUGUAGAGCUGCCAUAUGGAUAUUUUUGUCCCCAAGUCUUCCUCUUCCAAAUGACUAGAUUUUAUAGCAAAAUGUCAGACAGUGCUUAUCAAAUUGUUCGAUGGAAUUUUAUUUCCCUGGUAGCCAGUGUAUAAAGUGUAUAGAUUUGUUUUA